AUGGUCAAGAAGCGUGAGCCCACGUCGCGGGUCACGAGCAGAGUACACAAGACGCCCUCACCAUCACCCAGAGCCGUCGAUGAUUCAGGUAAACAAAAGCCAGACCUGUCCACCACGCCGCCACCGUCUCCUGGGGAGGGAGGCAACGGCGAUGAAGUGUUGACAAGCUCUCAGACAAACGCCACGGAUCUGCGGGAUGAGUUGAUAUGGAGCGAUAGGGAGAGCGAUGAUGAAGUGUUUCUCUUUCCUGACGCCCAGGAGUUGGUUGAACCACAAGGGGGUCCCGACUGUGAUGUUAUUCGCAUCGGCGCAACUCAGAAGUUGGAUGAGUCGGAUAGUAGCGAAGAUGAAGCCACACUCAAUCGUGUAGGCGACAUUCCUCUUGAGUGGUAUAAAGACGAAGCCCACUACGGGUAUGACGUUGAAGGUCGCAAGUUGAUGAAGAGUGAACGGUCGGCGUUGGAACGUUUGUUGGAAGCAACAGAUGACCCGAACGCUAUGCGCACCAUUUACGACGCCCUGCACGAUGAGAAAAAGGUACUGAGCAACGCAGACCUACAAAUGAUAUUUAACCUCCAACGGAAUCGUACGCCCAAUCCGAACUACAACAUGUACGAGGACGUUGCGGUCGACACGGUUGAAUUUGAUCCACUCAACCACCCACUGGCUCGAAGCGCCGGACCGUCGAAGAGGAAGUUCCUUCCGUCCGAUCGUGAUAUGAAAACUAUUGCCAAGAUGGUACGUCGCAUGAUGAAGGAAGACAAAGAGAAGGAGAACAAACCCAAAGAUGAAACAGAAAGUGAAACAACAAUACUUUGGGAUGAUGGGAAAGUGGUUAUGGACACGCACACUCACUUCAAAUAUCAUAACCGCGUUCCGAAACCCAAAGCCGCACCACCUGGUACAUAUGAAAGUUACCGGCCGCCGCCUGAGUACCUCCCAAGUGAGAGGGCGAAGGAACGCUUUGCCCGGCUGCGCGCAAUUGACAAGAAAGAGCACUUCCUUCCGCGCGCCUUUGAUGCCCUACGGCAUGUGCCCUUUUAUAAUCACACUAUACAAGAUCGGUACCAGCGAUGUCUCGAUCUUGCGUUCUUUCCGCGAGCGCAACGUACUCGACUUGUGGUGGAUCCCUCCAAGUUACUGCCUGAGCUUCCAGACCCAAGGGAUCUUCGGCCAUAUCCCGAGAGGUUGUCCUUCCAGUAUAAAGGCCAUACCGCGACGGUGCGCAGCGUUGCAGUCAACCCUAACGGCCAAUAUCUGGCAACUGCCUGCGAUGACCAUUUAGUGCGUGUCUAUGAGGUAAUGACUGGGCGACUGAUGAAGCGAUACGAUAUGGGUGCACCUGUGCAGCAAGUAGAGUUCUGUCCCGUAAAGACACUAAAUAUAUUGGCAGUGGCAGUGGAAUACAGUCUCGUGUUUAUUGUACCGAGGUUUGCUGCACACGAACUGGUAAAUGAGAAUACACUACGACACCUUCGGGCCCCUGGCACCGCGGUUAACAAUACCGAGGUUGAACAAGUUGUUGGUGGUGAAGUGUCUCUUGGGGGUGGUGGCAUCACUCAGGCAGCACUUGACAAGGAUGAGACGGCCCAUUCUAUCCUACAAGACCUGCACGAUGUGGAGGAACGAGACAAACGUGCCGAAUUUUUCGACGCCUCAGCAAAGGAACGCCGCGCUGGCAUUGUUUUGAAGAUUGCCCUGCAUGCGAAGGUGAAGCGCUUUACCUUCCACGCCCGUGGUGACUACCUCUGUGCCCUGUGUCCGAAGGACCACGUCAAGUACCGUCAAACUGUGAUGCUACAAUUAUCUAAACGAAAGGUUUUCUGCCCAUUUCGCAAGUUCUCUGAGGUGGUUACAGACUGCAAGUUCCAUCCACGUGAGCCGCUCUUCUUCCUUUCGACAACAAACUCUGUGCGAAUGUACAAUCUUCUCGCGCACAAAUUGCAACGCAGAUACAAGGCGCCGGGAGGCAUCACUACGUGCCUUUCUAUCCACACUGAAGGUGAUAACUUCUUAGUUGGCGAUACGACGAGCCACACGCAAUGGUAUGAUUGCGACUUCUCGGACAAGCCUUACAAGCGCAUGCGAUCGCACAAGGGCGUCGUCAACGCAGUGGCUUUCCACACGAAUACAAAUGCCUAUCCGUUGUUUGCAUCGGGUGCGGCAGAUGGGCAGGUGCAUGUGUUCCACGGCAUGGUAUACGAUGAUUACAAUAAGAACGCACUUCUGGUUCCGGUAAAGAUUCUGAAGCAUCGCAGGGCUGUCUACUCCGUCGCCUGGCAUCCAACGCUUCCAUGGAUAUUCACCUCAACCGAAGAUGGUGUUGUAUCAGCAUGGACGGAAUAA
Trypanosoma brucei brucei TREU927 is the source of this 2346-nucleotide messenger RNA. RefSeq lists its product as hypothetical. The record is from RefSeq and is a predicted model, not a curated record. NCBI's taxonomy places the organism in Eukaryota, Euglenozoa, Kinetoplastea, Trypanosomatida, Trypanosomatidae. Bases 1 to 2346 code for a protein of 781 amino acids. Gene Ontology annotation, biological process: maturation of LSU-rRNA from tricistronic rRNA transcript (SSU-rRNA, 5.8S rRNA, LSU-rRNA); ribosome biogenesis. Gene Ontology annotation, cellular component: PeBoW complex; preribosome, large subunit precursor. The transcript has a single exon. Gene Ontology annotation, molecular function: ribonucleoprotein complex binding; protein binding.